Colletotrichum abscissum is the source of this 366-nucleotide messenger RNA. RefSeq lists its product as uncharacterized. The transcript has 4 exons. The coding region runs from base 1 to 366 and encodes 121 amino acids. NCBI's taxonomy places the organism in Eukaryota, Fungi, Ascomycota, Sordariomycetes, Glomerellales, Glomerellaceae. The record is from RefSeq and is a predicted model, not a curated record.
AUGAACACCGUCAAAUCAUUCUGGCUCGGAUGGGGCUCCCUCUGCGCAGCCGGCGGAGCUGCCUACUACUUUGCCAAGCAGAGCAUCAACGCCGAUCGUGCUGCCCGCUUCGAGGAGCAGCGCCAGAAGAAGGCGAUGGUCCAGUCUCUUGAGUACGGCGACAACGUUCCCUCCCAGCCCGGCUCCGCGUCCGCCAUGGCCGGGGCUGCGCGCACCGAUACCGCCGGCUCCCCUAGCCAGGAGUCCAGCUCCGAUCCCGCCCCGACCCGCCACGCCCCGGCGACCGAAGCGCAGAGAGUGACGGAGAAGAGCAAAUACGAAAGUAGUACGCCGUUCAAGAGUCCAAAGGGGGAUCGGUUCUCAUAG